CACCCACCCCCCUCUUCCCCAUCCCAUCUCCACGGCGGCGCGGCUGAGCCGGGAUCGCACUAACGAGUGCGUUUUGGAUGGUCAAGCGCACCGAGAGAGGAUAAUUGAGCAUGAUUUGAGAAUUGUCUGUUAGAUGUUUUGGUCAAAUCUUUUUCUUUUUCGUAAAGUCGUCUCGCCAUAAUCAUGUUUUACUGCCAGUAGUGUUUUUUUUUUGGUUUUUUUUUUGCUUGCGUUGAUCUGCUUUAAUUUCAAGCGUAAAGUCCCAUCUGCGCUGGAGCGCGCUUGGCACACUUCUUCACAGGACAGAAACAAAAAUCCUCCUUUUCCCCCUUUGCGUUUGGAUUUAAACUCUUCACCUGGAUGAAUGGGCAACCUGGUCAAAGACUCGCACCUGCUCCGUGGAAACAUUGUUUUCUGUAUUGACCAGGAGUUGUGAUGUCCAAAGCCUUUCCCGCUGACUGACACACGGCGCCGCACCGCUUUGGAAUCGAUUUGAAGGCUGUAAGGACAGGGGAGGAAGAUGAGACCUCCCAGCCCUCUCCUGAUCCUGCUGUACAUCACAUUGUCCAAAAGUCUAAAGGUGGUCUCAAAGAGGGGCUCGGUGGACGGCUGCACGGAUUGGUCUGUGGACUAUCUAAAGUACCGGGUGCUUCAGGGUGAGCCGGUUCGGCUUAAAUGCGCUCUGUUCUACGGUUACAUCCGAGCCAAUUACAGCCAAGCACAGAGUGUGGGUCUCAGCCUCAUGUGGUACCGUAGCUCGGGCCUCGGCCACAGCGACUUUGAAGAGCCCAUCUCCUUUGAUGGGAUCCGGAUGAGCAAGGAGGAGGAUGCGAUCUGGUUCAGACCUGCAGACCUUCAAGAUGUGGGCCUCUACUCCUGUGUCCUGCGGAACUCUACAUACUGCAUGAAGGUGUCCAUGUCUCUGACUGUGGCUGAAAAUGACACAAAUCUUUGUUACAAUUCCAACAUGAGGAGAACGGAGAAGGCUGAGCUCAGUAAGAGUAAGGAGAUCCUCUGUCCUGACAUAGAAGACUAUGUGGAACCCGGCAAGGAGCUAAACAUCACGUGGUUUAAGGAGUGUCAUCCAAAGCAGUGGAGAGCCAGCAUCAUUCAAAAGAAAGACAUUUUGUUUAUCCAAGAAGUAACAGAAGAGGAGAUUGGGAAUUACACUUGUGAGGUCCAAUUCAGCGGCUUCGUCGUCAGAAGGACGACUGAACUCACCGUCACUGCCCCUGUGACCGACAAGCCGCCGAAGAUCCUGUUUCCCACGGAAAACAAGAUUAACACCAUAGAGCUGCAUCUAGGAAGCCCGUUGAACCUCACCUGCAGGGCAUUCUUCGGCUACAGCGGCGACGCCAGCCCGCUUAUUUACUGGAUGAAGGGGGAGAGGUUUAUUGAGGACCUGGAUGAAGAGAGAAUCCAGGAGAGCGACAUCAAAAUUGUAAAAGAGCACCUUGGGGAGCAGGAAGUGGCAAUAUCUUUAACUAUUACCUCCGUGGAGGAGGAGGACUUGGGAAAUUACUCUUGUUAUGUGGAAAAUGGUCAUGGCCGUCGUCAUGCCACCGUCCAGCUUUUCAAGAGGGCAGAGCUCAUGUACACCGUGGAGCUUGCAGGAGGGCUGGGAGCGAUCCUGCUGCUUCUCAUCUUUCUCAUUUCCCUCUACAAAUGCUACAAGAUUGAACUGAUGCUUUUCUAUAGGAGACACUUUGGUAGCGAAGACAUAGAUGGAGAGAACAAAGACUAUGAUGCGUAUCUUUCAUACACAAAAGUGGACCCUGACCAGUGGAGUCAGGAGACCAGGGAGGAGGAGCGCUUUGCCCUGGAGAUCCUUCCUGACGUCCUGGAGAAACAUUACGGUUACAAACUCUUCAUCCCAGAUCGAGACCUGAUUCCGACAGGAAGUUUCACCAAUGAGCAUUACCAGGAUGACACACAACUCUUUGGAGCCUACAUAGAGGACGUGGCUCGCUGUGUGGACCAGAGCAAGCGUCUCAUCAUCGUCAUGACGCCGAACUACGUGGUCCGGCGAGGCUGGAGCAUCUUUGAGCUGGAGACACGACUUCGCAACAUGCUGGUGACGGGUGAGAUCAAAGUCAUCCUGAUUGAGUGUGCCGAGCUGCGCGGCAUCAUGAACUACCAGGAAGUGGAGGCUCUCAAACACACCAUCAAAGCGCUUUCCGUCAUCAAGUGGCGCGGCCCCAAAAGCAACAAGCUCAACUCCAAGUUUUGGAAGCAGCUGCAGUACGAGAUGCCGUUCAGGCGCACAGAGCCCAUGCUGACGCACGAGCCUGCGCUGGACGUCAGCGAGCAGGGCCCUUUCGGAGAGCUGCAGACCGUCUCUGCCAUCUCCAUGGCAGCAGCCACCUCCACCGCCAUGGCCACCGCCCACCCUGAACUGCGCUCCUCCUUCCACAACAACUACCACACCACCAUGAGGCAGAAACACUACUAUCGCAGCUACGACUAUGACUUGCCCCCAGGGGGCACCCUGCCGCCUCUGUCAUCUCUAGGGAACCAGCACACCUACUGCAACAUCCCACUGACACUGCUGAACGGACAGAGGCCUCCUGGGAAGAGCCGAGAGCACAGCCUGGAGGAGGCUCACGCCAACAAUGCCAUGCUCCCCCUACUGCCAAGAGAGACCAGCAUCUCCAGCGUCAUCUGGUAGUGAUGAGGACGCGCCGCUUUUGAAAGACCGGUCAAGGUCAGACACAGCUCAAAGGAACAUCACCUGGGAUGACGGCAAGACGUGUUCCAGAUCCCGGUUCUGGAAGUGCAGGUUGGAAGGCCUUCUAAGGGACUCAGUCUCUGUUAUAGAGGACGUUUUCUAUGUGGACCUCAGAGUGAGAUAAUAAAAACACUGAUUUAACAACUAGAAAUAGACCCAGAACUCUGCAUAAUGAUUACAGCGAACAUGUGCACCCAAACACAAAUGUGCAUAAAUACAAGUGAAAGGAAAACAGGGUCUGUACAUAUAUUUGAAUUUCUUUGUAGCAUCUGUGUUUUCCUGUUUUGUUAUUUUGUCCAAUUACUUCAGUCAAAUCUGUUUCCAUCUCUAUUGUAGGAUUUUGCUUUAACUUGCUGCACAAAAGUGUAUAUUUUGUAUUGAUUUUUUUAUGUUGUUUGCUAGAUCAAAAAGCUGAUAUUUGAUGCUCCUACGAGGAUGCAUUUUGUUUUUCAUUUCUAUUUUUUCUUUUUAUUAAUUUGUCUUGUUUUAAAGAACUUUUGUUCCUUUUUUUUUUUUUUUAUGGAUGAUUAUUCAAACGCCCUGGACUUUUCAGGAGCUCCGAUGAGCUUGGGUUUGCUUUUGUUUUCUUGUAAAAGGUGUAUCUAGUUUAUAAGGAAACUCUCUUCGAAAAAAAAAAAAUCAUAGAAUAUGCAAAAAGAAGGAGAAGCUGGUAAAAUAUAUAUACAUGUGUGUAUCGCUCUGUGGGACUGGGAAUCAAUUUAGGAGCCCCUUCAAUCAGACAGACCGAUAGUCUGGCACAUCUAUCUCUAAAGCUUCGUUUUUUCUAUUCAGACAAACAGCCUUGCUGUUUUAGAGUGAUAGUAAAAUGCCUCACCUUAAAAAAAAUAUGUAGAUUAUUUUAAAAAAAAAGAAAUCUAUUUUUAUAACAGAAAAGAGUUUGCUUGAGAGAUCAUACUUCUUUGCCGCUCAUCUUCCACCCAGAGAGGACCCGUGGAUUGAUGUUAUGCCAGUUUUGUACUCUAGCAACGUGAUUUCGGGCUCGUUCGGAGACAAAUGACACGCGACAAAACAACCUCUGCUGUUACAGAAUCAAAACUGAAACAUUGUUUUCAUCUUUUUAUUUGUUUUAAUUCUUUUUUUACAUACUGCAUUCUACUCUCAAUCGAAUAAAUGGCAUUUGAAUCAUAUUUAUAGCUCAUGUUUAAGCAAAGAAAAGAAAACAUUUGUCUUUUGGAAGAAUUUUUAAAUAUAUUUGAGGGUGUGACUUUUGAGUAUGCAUAGAAAAUAGAUAUGUAUUCUAUAUAUAAUAUAGAUAUUUAUAUAAAUAUAUAAACACAAUUUUCACUUGGAAGGAAAUGUCUAUCUUUAUAGAAACACGAUCAUGAUCAGUUGCCCUUACUUUCUCACUGCACAUUAAAUGCAUUGAUUUCCUUUU
This is a messenger RNA of Oryzias latipes (Japanese medaka), 4124 nucleotides long. RefSeq names its product interleukin 1 receptor accessory protein-like 1a (gene il1rapl1a). Gene Ontology annotation, biological process: signal transduction; negative regulation of exocytosis. Lineage: Eukaryota; Metazoa; Chordata; Actinopteri; Beloniformes; Adrianichthyidae. The record is from RefSeq and is a predicted model, not a curated record.